This is a messenger RNA of Leptopilina boulardi, 4105 nucleotides long. RefSeq names its product serine/threonine-protein phosphatase 6 regulatory subunit 3 (gene fmt). The record is from RefSeq and is a predicted model, not a curated record. Gene Ontology annotation, cellular component: cytosol; nucleus. The transcript is spliced from 18 exons. Lineage: Eukaryota; Metazoa; Arthropoda; Insecta; Hymenoptera; Figitidae. The coding region runs from base 236 to 2683 and encodes 815 amino acids. Gene Ontology annotation, molecular function: protein phosphatase binding; protein phosphatase regulator activity.
AAUCGUCUGAAGUUAUUCAAUUGGAAUGAAUUGGAACAAGCAUCAGGACGUUUUAUUUUCUUGUCUGUAUAUUUGCGUGUAUAAAAAAAAGUGACGUUUUUGGAGAGCAUAAUACUUUAUGGAUGCGUUUCAAACUCCAAUUCUGUGACCCUUUGAAGUGCAACUCAUAUCCUUGUUACAAAACAACAAAAGGUUUCGCACGUUAAUGUAGUUAUAUUGUAAUUACAAAUUCAAUAUGUUUUGGGCGAAUUCAUAUGUGUCAUCUCCUCAAGUUGAGGCUUUGUUAAGUAAACAGGAUUUUACCUUGUAUGAAUUAAUGGAUAUAGAUGAUAUUCUACAAGAAUGUAAAAGUCAAAAUAAAAAGCUAAUUGAAUUUAUAACAAGACCAGAUAUAAUGAAAGAAUUGGUUACGUUAACAACAAAGGAGCCUCCACUUGAUUUAGAAGAACGUAGACGUUAUAAAUAUCCGAAUGUUGCUUGUGAACUUCUCACUUGUGAUUUACCAUCAGUAAAUGAGAAAUUAGCAGGUGAUGAAGAUCUUUUAACGAAACUAUAUUCCUUUAUAGACACAGAAGAGCCUUUAAAUCCUCUACUAGCUUCAUUUUUCAGUAGAACAAUUGGUGUGUUAGUAGCAAGAGCAAGUGAUCAGAAUUGGUAUUCCUAUCAAUUCACCUGUUUACAGUUCUUAGAAUUUAUAAAAAGUCGUCAACGUUGCGUAGAACAACUUUUACAUCAUUUAGAAACAUCAGCAAUUAUGGACUUACUAUUGAAACUUGUAACUCAGGUCGAAGGAAGUGAUAUGCGACAAAAUAUAUUAACUUGGUUAGAUGAUCAAGAAUUGGUGCAACGUUUAAUUGGACUUCUUUCUCCUGAAUUAGGUUCGAAAAAACAUUCAAACGCAUCUCAAUUAAUCUGUGAUAUGAUUACAGAAGGAAGGGAGUACAAACAUAAUUUAACUGAACGCUCCGAACCAGAUCCCAUUCUUCAAAGAUUAGAAUCAGUAGAAACAGUUGAACUUAUUUUGAAGACUAUUUUAAAUGGAGAAAAAAUAGAGAGCAGUAUUAUUGGCGGAAUUCAAAUACUUCUAACUCUUUUGACACAAAAAACAAAAUGUGGUUCUUCAGACGCUGAUCGUGGUUCAAGUGGUUCUGAUGAUAUCGUUAGCGAUGAACAAUGUCAGAAAAUUAUAAAUGCCACGAUACCAUUUCUCGAAGAGCUUAAUAAACUUUUAUUGGAACCUCCUUACAAACCACCUGUAGAUACAACUGUUGGAUUAUUGGAAGUUCCACUUGGAAAUACUCGUCUUCAUGUUAUUAAAUUAUUUGUCGCUCUAAUAUCAACAGAAAAAUUAAUUGAAAAAACAGUUAGCAAUUUUCCAACAAUUGAAAAAUUAAUGGAACUUGGAACAUUCCAAAUACUUCUUGAUCUUUUUUUCAAAUAUUCUUUUAAUAAUUUCUUACACACACAAGUACAACAAUUUUAUCAAGUUGCAAUAAAUUGGUUUAAUCCUGAAAUUAAUGAGCUUAUUUUGGAAAAUGUAUUUAUAAAGUGUAAGUUAUUGGAACGAAUAAUGGAAUGCUGGAAGGAAAAUGGGGACAAAAAAAAUGAAAAAUCAAGUGUUAAACACGCCUAUAUGGGUCAUUUGAUUGAACUUGAAAAUCAUAUAGUGGAACAAUGUAAAAAAAAUGAGUCUUUCAAUGAUUUUCUCAAGACAAAAUUGCCUGAAGAAACAUUCAAUCAAUGGGAAACUUUUGUUGCUGAACAAUUGAGUGAAAUAAAUAAAAUUCAACGAAUAAUGUUGGGUGGACCUGCACAGGUAUAUAUGUCGGAGUCUGCAGAAAAAUCUGACGUUUACGCUUAUUCACAAGAAGUUUAUGCACAACAGGUAUAUUCUAAUUAUCAGGGACAACUAUUAGGAUCUCACUAUGUUUCAUAUUCAGUUCAUGAUGAAAAAUUCAUUGAUGGAGAUGAAGAUUUACACAGUAAUACAGUUGGUCAAUUGGGUACAAUAGAUUUUAUUCUCAAUGAUGAUGAUAUCAGCAAAGGAGAAGAUAUGUUUAGCAAGCUUUGCUUCGAAAAACGGAUAAAUUUUGGCGAAAAUAAUGAAAAACAAAAUUGGUGUUGGUCAGAAGAGGAUGAUGGUCCCUGUGACAUGGAAAUAGAUUCAAAUGAUGCUUCAGCAUUGCCACAAGUUAAUCCUUGGGGUGUUGAAUCAUCAGAAUUAAUUGAAGAGACAGGUUGGGCAAAUUUUGAUAAUUUCGAUUCAAAAUUAAGUAUCGAUAGUGAAAAAAAAUCGGAACCUUUUGUGGCAACGUUUCCGGAUUUAGUACAAACACCAACGCCAAAUUUAGCUGAAGAAACAAUUCAUGUACAGAAAAUUAGUUUAGAAGGAAAUUUAAAUGAUCCCAAAGCAAGUGGCGAUGAAAUUACGAUAAAUUCAACAGAAACUAAUUUAACGACGGAGAAUAUUGAGAAAACAACAACAACAACAACAAGUGUAGAUUCUGUAAAUACUCCAGAUAGUAAUGCCAAUCCUGUUACAAAUAGGAUGUCUGAAACUACGGAAAUUAAAGAGGAUGUAAAGGAUGUUAUACAAAAUUCAAUAGAGAAUGUAAUACCAUUGGCUGAACAAAGUACUACCGAUGUAGUUGAGAAUGCGCCUGUUGAUGAUAAUGUUUUAUAAAAAAUAAGAAAUGGGGGAAAAAAAUUUCUAUUAAGAUUUGGGAUAGCAAAUAGGACAAAUCAUAUCAGAUCGGUCUUACAUAAUUAUCAUAGCAUUCUAAUUCUCCCAAAAAAAAAAAAAAAUAUGGUGAUGGCGCAAUUUGUAUUCUAAAUUUUAAUAGUGUAGAAAAAAUAUCGAUAUUAAUUAAGUUCAUCGCGCUCAAUUCUUUAAUUGAUUUUUUAUUCUUCUCAUGAACUAUCUUCUUUGUUUUUUGUAAGUACAAAAAGUAAUAUUUCUCUCUUUCAUCGCUACAAUUUUUUUUGUUCUUUUGUCACACAUUGAUUGUUGAGAAUUCUUUAAAUUUUUAACUUGUAUGUAAGUAUGUAUGUAAUUUUUCACAUGAGAAAUGAAAUAGAAUAUUUUUUAACAAGAUUUAUUUCUCUCAUAUGUAAGAACUUUUUUGUAUUAAUAUUAUUAGAAAAUUGUAUUGAACUUUUCGUUAAAAGCAUUUAAAUGCAAUGGUAAAUAUUUUCAAAAACCUUGCUUUUUUUUUCAUUGAAAUGUUCUUGCAAUUAGGGGAAAAAGGGUUUAUUAUUUUUUUUUUCAAUUUAUUCUGACAUAUGGGAGAAGUAUAAGAGAUCUUUACAGUUGUACUAAGGUGCACCCAAAAGAAAUGAUAGCUUUAUUUUAAAAAUCCUCUUUUUUGUUUUAACUGAUAAAAAAAUUAUCGUUGAUUCGACAAAAAAUAUUUAAAUAUGUAUAAAUAUUUUAAACUAUAUUUAAGAAUUGUAAGUUAUAAAUUAAAAUUGUGUGCUUGUUGAGAAUUUUUGUUUUUUUUUUAAAGUGUAAUUUUAUUUUUAUGUUAAACUGGGCUUUCAAUGUUUGUUAUUGUUUGUAGUGGAUUUAAAAGAAAAAAAAUCUGUCAAUUUUUGAGACUCAGGCUUUAAUUUUAUUUGGGUCGCCUUAAAUUGUACGUAUAUUGAAUAUAUGAUGUGGCAUUAGAUCAGUAAAAAAAAAAAAAAAAAAAAUAUCUAAAGUACAAGACACAAAAGUGAAAUUCAAGAAUGCAUUAAUCCCUAAAUCAGAAUUCAAAUCAAUUGAUAUUUAAUUUUUUUUUCACAAUAAAUUGAAAAACGUUGUAAAUUUGCAACGAUAGAUAAAAAAAAAUAAUGAAUGCGAGGCUAUUAAAAGAAAAUCACAUAUAGUCCGAUAUUUCACAAUGAAUUUAGUGCUUUUGCUUUUUCGAAAGAUUAAACAGAAGUACUUAGGUACAGUGCCUACAAAUCGCUUGAACAUAUUCCUAUGCCACGGCAUGAUGUAUAAAAAAAAACACGUAUUUUUAUUAUGUUAUAGAUUAAUGAGUUAAAAUUGUCAAAGUACUUGUAAUCUAUAAAAAAAAUAUGCCUUUUGUUUGCAUUCCAAUAAAAAGUGUAAAAACUACAA